AUGACUGUGAUGCUGGCCAAGAGUGUGUUUGGAGGCUGGAAUAAUACUAUCUACUACAAAUUAUUAGUGGAUUCUUUCAAGGAUUCUGAUGGAGAUGGCUUGGGAGACCUGAUAGGCGCAACCAAACAGUUAAGUUAUAUUCGAGCGGUAGGAGCUGAUGCUGUUAUUUUAUCUCCAAUUAAUGCCAAGAGCCCUGACUGUGACCACCCAGGUACUGUAGGUUUCACCGAAAUUGACCAACGCUACGGAGAUGAAGACGCAUUAAAAAAAUUAAUUGAAAAAUCUCGAAAAUUAGAUCUUAAGUUGUUAGUAAGUGUAGACGUGCGCAGUAUUAGUACUUUGUCAGAAUGGUUCAACCUUAGCGCUGCAAAGACUUUAGGUUAUGAGGACUGGGUUAUAUGGCGAGACAGUCCAGAAGACCCAACGAUUGAUGGCGUAGAAUGGCUGUGGAAUAACAUCAGAAAUUCUUAUUCCGCUUCUAUUAAUAACGAAACUCAACUAAACCUCUGCUCAGACGGUGUAACGGAAGCUUUUAGGAGAGCUCAAUGUGUGUGGCUUCAUCGAGGCUUUGCGGGACUUGUACUCAGUCCUGAUUUCACCAUUAAUCAUGAAUGUGGAGUCAAAUUCGUACAAAAAAUGGCUACAAACGCCCUCAGUUGUACCAGAGCCGCUAACAAUGAGAAGCCAAUAACUUUAGCUGAUACAGCGUUCGAAAUAGAAACUGCAGCAAUGUACUACGGAGACAGAGUCAAUAUAAUCAGUAAUGCCUUAACUGGCCCGGUGAGAACAUCGCCAUCUUUGGCCGUAGCUUUACAUACUGAGCUCGUGUACUGCCCACAAGAUAUGACCCCCACGUGGCGCACUUCUAGUUCGGAUAGCCGGGUUGCCUCGCGUUAUGGCAGUGAGUUUGUUGAUGCAAUCAAUAUUAUAUCUUUAUUCUUACCUGGCGCUACCAUUAUACAACAAGGUGAUGAGCUCGGUGCCGCUGACACGCUAUUGGAAUGGGCAACUGCGAAUAAAUGUUGGCCUACACUAGCUGCGCCCUUUGCUGCUCCCUUCCCGUGGGAUGAUUCUCCAACAGCAGGGUUUACAAGUGGUGAAAGCUGGCUACCACUUGCACCAAAUUAUAGAUAUGCGAAUGCUAAAAUAGAAUUCGCAAACGAACACUUUGGAGUUGUGAGAGCUGUAGCUGCGCUUAGAAAAUCACCAGCUUUUGGUCCACAUUAUGAAAUAAAACGUAUUGAGGACGCUCUUGUUAUUCUAAGAUGGGGUGCAAUAGGAUCGCUUUUGGUCGUUUCUAAUUUGGGUCACCGAAUAUGGUCGCAUAGUUCGAGUUCUUCAACAGGUGUGAACAUCAAUAUGAAUAAAUUAUUAAAGCUUGUUCCGGGGGAGACUAUCCUCAUGGCUGGACCUCCAAGGCAAUGCGGAGGGCCGGGACCA
Molecule: messenger RNA, 1440 nt
Organism: Pieris brassicae (large cabbage white)
Lineage: Eukaryota; Metazoa; Arthropoda; Insecta; Lepidoptera; Pieridae
Product: maltase A3-like
Exons: 8
Biological process (GO): carbohydrate metabolic process
Source: RefSeq, a predicted model, not a curated record